AAAUGGACAAAAGACACAAAAUGUCAAUGUCAAUUAAUGGUGUCUAAAUCAUACCUGUGUGCGUAAUAAAAGGCGGCUGUAUUCUAAAUCUACUAUUAGAUUCUUGCUUUGGUCUUCCCUCUUUGGUCGGUCAAAGGAUGACACUCUCCGUCCUUUUCCUCUCACCUUCUCCACAACCAUCUCCAUUUAAGGCUUCCAUGGCACUGUUUCAUAUGUUCUCAUAGGAGGAAGGAAGGAGGAGGAGAGAGAGAGAGAGAGAGAGAGGGAGAGCGAUGGAGGUGGUGGCGCCGGUGAGAGACUUGCACUUCGCCAGCACAUACACUAGCCCCUCCGUGAGCGCACCGUCGAGCCCGAAGCGCGUCGGCCACCACUUCGACUUCUUCCACCACUACACCAGCGCGCCCACCAGUCCUUCGCGCGCCUCCGCCAUCUACUCCCACUUCAACACCAUGGAUCCUCUCCCUCCCCCGCCCUCGGCUGGCGGCGUCCCCUUCGACUGGGAGGAGACGCCCGGCACGCCCAAGUCCCGCGGCAGCCCCGCCAAGGAUGAGAAGGGCGACGUGUUCGACUUCGCCUUCGACUUCGGUGACAAAGAAGGCCUACCGAUGCUCACCACCGCCGACGAGCUCUUCGAAGAAGGGAAGAUUCGGCCACUUAAGCCACCUCCUCGCCUGCAGUAUCCAGCUGCGGGUGACAGAAGCAGCGUGGCCUCCUCGCCGAGGGCGAGGGGGUUGUGGUCUCCCCGCCAUCGCGGUAGGAGCGCCGGGGGAGAAGAGUUCGACCCCUUCACCGCGGCGAUGGUGGAAGCGACGAAGGAUAGACGGAGGGAGAGGACACCAACGCCUCCCCCUGUUUCUUCUUCCACAAGCCCCACCCUGAAGAGCGGCGGCGGUGGAAGCAAGAAGUGGCGGCUGAGGGACUUGCUUCUGUUCCGGAGCGCGUCAGAAGGACGCGCCACCGGCAACCGGAGCAAGGACCCUCUCCGCAAGUACACCUUGCUGUCAUCAACAUCGAGCAAGAAAGUCGUCGCCGAGGACGCCAAGCACUCAAGCUUCAGAUCGACCGAGACACCCCUGCCGUAUCGGCAGGGCCUCUUUGGCUGCCUGCGCUUCAACCCGGCUGUGCUCAGCAUUUCCAAAGGAUUCGGUAGCCACUCGUUCGGCCGCCGCCGGUGACGGCGACGAGAACCACUCUGGUUAUUGUUGUCAUUGUCGUCUUGCAUUCAAUCUGUAUGCUUUGUGGUCAAGUUCUUUUCCUUUUUGCUUCAUUCUGUAAUGAAAGAAUAGCCAUGUUUGACAUCAUCUCUGGCUUCCAUGCUUUA
Molecule: messenger RNA, 1321 nt
Organism: Musa acuminata subsp. malaccensis (wild Malaysian banana)
Lineage: Eukaryota; Viridiplantae; Streptophyta; Magnoliopsida; Zingiberales; Musaceae
Source: RefSeq, a predicted model, not a curated record